UACCAGCAUGCAUGAUUUGGAUUUCCAUCUUUAUACAUCCAGUCACUUAAAUUUUACGUACAACAUCUUGUGCAUGUUCAGGUGCUUGCUCCACAUGGCAUCACUUUGAAUUGUAAAAAUCAAAAUUAAACCCAACUUCCAGUUUCCAGAAGAAUGGUGCAGUUCAUGCUAUCCUGACCUCUCUCACGGUUCCUGCUUGAUGAUGUUCUUCCCUCCAUCACAAACUGAAGCAUGGUGCUGAAUACCCAUCCAGAGGUAGCCGUGUUUCAGAGGCAGAUGAAAUUAUUCCUGGCUCUGAGUUUGUAAAGCAUUUUGGGAUCCUCUAGAAUGGAAAGUGUUGUUGUUUGUUUGUCUGAGGCAGUAUUUUCACCACUUUUUCUUUCAAUUGCUCCUGUUAUACGUGUUGGUUUUCAUUAUAUCUUCAGAUAAGGCUCAUAUGAAAUGGGCUUCUGUUUUGUUUUCUCACCAGAGGAGUGAUUCAUAUUCAAAUUGAAACGCUGUAUUGCUCUAAGCCAACAUUCUCCCCAUGCUCUAAUGGGAGGAGAGGGAAAGACAGGCGUGGACCAAGCAGGAUUAUUUUUCUCCUACUGCAUUUAGAAACUUUCCAAAUGGCUUUUCAGGAAGACACGUGGACUUGCCUGGCAUGGGAGAAUCCCAGUCUUGUGUAUUUUAAGAAUAUCAGAUGAGCUGGAAUCUCCUCAGUUGUCUCUUUAGGAUGCAGACCCGUAUGCUUCUAGCAUUGUUCUCUAAAAACAAAAAAAAAAAUUUAUGAUCCCUUUUAAGUUGAAGAAUUUUUUUUUUUGUGGUCCUGUAUUUUCUCUUUAUUUGUAACACUAGUUUUAAGAAAAUUACUGGCACUGGUUUUGGAGCAAGUAGUCCACAGACACCUUCUGCAUCAUGGCCAAAGCCAUCAGCUCAUGGUCUCUGCUCCUGCCUGGUGCUUUCUCCAAGGGAGCUGGCUGCCAUCCACAGGAGAGGAAAACUGCACAGUGUAGCAGGUGUUUCUGUUCUGGUUAGAACUGGAUAGCCCGGUGCAAACUUCCUCAAGAAGCUUUACCACAGAGAGAAGAGAUGCUGAGAUUCCAGCUGGGGUCUUUUGUGUAUUCAGGGUUGUGUUGCUCUGUCACCUGCAGCUCAAAGUGAAUGUCAUUGUAGAUCUUGUGGAGCCUGGUGCCUCUCCAAUAAGCAUCAAACUGAGAUAAUAGUGUAUUUAAUGGAUAAAAUACAGGUGAAUAUUCUCACCUUAGUUAAAGUCACCUAACUGAGCCUACUCAAGGGGAUAUUUACCAUGUCUUAAACUUAAAACACAGCUCAGUCUGUUUCUUUUCUUGGUCCUUCCAAGCUGGGCUUGGAUAGGUGAAAUGAUCCUUCCCCAUUCACCCUUUUCAUUUUCACAGAGUUUGUGAAACUAUUGUUGCUGAGGUGCUCUCAGGUUUUGAGAUAAAUGAGGAGACAUUGACACUUUUAAAGUAGCACCUGAGGAGCUGCUGAGCCUUGGAGGAUCUGCUGCCUUGAAUGGAAUACUGGUGACUGUGUCCUCUGUGCUGCUGUGACAGUUCAGUUACACCAACAGACUGAGGGCAUUGCGAGGAUCAAAAAUGUUCUGCUCUUUUGUUGGCAUAAAAUAAAAAAUUAUGAGAGUUUUUCCAAGGAGGAAAAAAGAGAAGAGACUAUGACAGAUCUUCAUAGCUGAUGGUAGGUUCAUUCACCACAAGAGAGCUGGUUAGACAAAUGUGAGACCUUGGCUACACGUCACCUAAAUACUUUCUGACUUCAGAGCAUUUCAUCUGGAAUCACUUGCAAUUAGCAUGGGCUUGGCAGAAACUGGCACUGCUGCUGUUUGUGCAGAAACUGCUUGCACAGUCCAGUUGUGCCAGGGAGAAAACUGCUGUAAGCAAUUAGCACAGGGGUAGUCUUGAGGUGGUGUGUGUGCUGUGGCUGCUCUUAGAGCAGCUGAUGUCCUUGAUGGCACAGCAGCAACUCUACAACCAACAGCACAGCUGUCUGUCACCCAAACAUUAUGUUCUUUAACCUAUUUGUCAUCAUAGGCACACAUUUUUUAGGCAGCUGUUGGUGUCUGGGAGCUUUUAACAGCAUUGCUUGUGAGAACCUAGGCAUGCACAUGGUCCAGGGAGAUGAAACCAAGGCUCUGCUUUUCACAGUUGGCUUGGAUGAGGCAGUUUCCUCAGCUGGCUGUGGUCAGGCUGAGGUGGAGGACAACCUAUUGUAGGCUGAAAUGAUCCAGCUGGGAACAAUUGCCCAACUGACAAAAUAAAUUAUAUCUAAGUCUGUUAAAUUAAGUAAAUAAUGAAGACCACAGAGCACCUGCUGAUCCCCAUAACCUGUGUUGCUGGAGGUUGGGCAAAGCGUCUCCUGUUUGCCUGAUGGAGCCUAGGAGCUUGUGAGUGGGUGGCAUGGGAAACUGGGGACAACUGAGGAUUUGCACAGGGAUGCAGAGUUGCUCCUUGGGGCAGAGCAAGAUCUGUGUGAUUCUUGGCCCUUGAAUGAAGAAAGCAAGAUGCUGUGGACUUGUUGCAACCUGUGCAGUCUGCGAAUGUUUUCUUCUUGUCAGAUGCUGCUGUCGCAUAAGUUAUUUUAUUGCCAAAGGGCAGGGAAUGAAUUAGCGAAGUGGGAGAGAGGGCUGCGUGUUGUAGAAAUCAGUGCACCAAAUGUGCAAUUCUUUACUUUCUGCUUUUGCAGUGUUUAUUUGCCUAUAGGAUUUGGGGUGGCAGAAGGGUUGGUGGUGUAGGACGUACAUCUGUCUCAUCCAGGAGAAAGUGCGUGUUCAGAUGAGAAAGCAUUAUGCAUACAAUGCCUGAAAUCAGCCCUUAAAAUAGCACACUCCACAUCUUAGUAAUGUAUUGAAUAUAUCUGGAUAAGAAACAGUCUGAUUGAAGUAUUGAGCUUAUUGUAGUGUGUCUGCUGUGACUCAUCAGGAAAUUGAAAGUCUUGGGACAAAACUCACCCCCCCUUUUUGGGAGAGACGGGAAUUAGUCUUAGAUGGGAGGUAAUUAAUUGUUCUGUGACUGCUGUAAAUAGGUACUGAACAACAAGCUCAUACUGAAAUAUUUAUAUCCUAAGCCCUGUCUUGUGAGCCAGCUAUCCAGAGUCUCCAUCAGAUAGAGACAGUGAAAAAGAAAGUUCUUUGGAAUGAGCAGCACUUCCACCUACAUGCGUUUAAGCGAGACUGGUUGGAGGUGAGCUGGUAGGCUGCAUGCUGUAAUAAGCCAUUUACUAGGAUAAUGGCUGAUGGCUGUAGGCUACAAAUGCUGUUUCUACUUAGUCUGUCUAUUCAAUGCAAACAUUAAAAAAGAAAAAGCUCUCUCCCUCAGUAAAGUCUAUAAUACUCUUAAUACCCAGCGUACUCCAUGAAUAUUAACUCAGCCAAUGUCGUAACACCCUAUGGAGGCAGGUGAUGCAUGUGCAGCCUUUUUCAUCCACCAGAGAAACUGAGGCAGUGGGAAGGACUUUGGGCUUCUGACUGUGGCCUGAGGCAAUAGCCUGGUUUGAUGAGGUCCCUUGGAAGAGCCUGUCUGUACGUCUGACUGGGCUGCCUUGCUUCCAGAGCUGAACCAUGUCCCACCCGUCCUGGCUGCCACCCAAGAGCACCAACGAGCCUGUUGGUCACGUUACUGCAAGGAUGGAGACCACACACACCUUUGGGACUCCCAGCAUCUCCGUGUCCACCCAGCAGACGCCAAAGAAGUUUGCACCUGUGGUCGCCCCCAAACCAAAGUACAACCCAUACAAGCAAUCAGGAGGUGAUGGGGACUUUCUUCCUCCCCCACCCCCUCCUGUGGAUGACCUUGGGAACAUCACAUCAUCACAAGGUGCUUUUCCUCCCCCACCCCCUCUGGAUGAUGUUACUUACAAUGUACAGGUGAAUCCUGGUGGCAAGACACUAGAGGAGAGGCGGUCCAGUUUAGAUGCAGAAAUCGACUCUCUGACCAGCAUCCUAGCUGACCUAGAGAGCAGCUCCCCAUACAAACCUCGGACUCAACAGGCCUCGGGAACCUCAGGCAGUUCCGCUGCCACCACCCCAUCCGUGUCCACUCCUGUCACUGGCCACAAGCGGAUGAUCAUCCCCAACCAGCCUCCCCUCACCGCCACCAAGAAGUCCACUGCCAAGGGCCCAGGGCAGCCAGCGCCCAUCCCGGUCACUCCCGUUGGCACCCUGAAGCCGCAGCCGGUGCCGGCCUCCUACGCCACGGCCUCCACGCCGAGCCGCCCGGCCUUCAACGUGCAGGUGAGGACGGCGCAGCCCAGCCCGCACUACCAGCCGCCCAGCCCGCAGCCCGGGCACUAUGGCAGCCUGGGGCCCGGCCAGCCCUACGGCACCGCGCCGUCCCGCCAGCCUGCCGCCCCUCAGUACGGAGCGCCGCAGCCCCACGGGCCCAGCUACGGCUAUGCCCCUCCGCCCGGCCGGCCCGCCGAGCCCACCUAUGGCUACGCACCGCCACAGGGCCGCUACCAGGAGCCCUACUACGGGGGCUAUGGCGGCAGGAACGGCUCCGAAGCGCCCUACGUGCCGCAGAGCUCCUGGAAGGCCGAGCCGGCCUAUCCUGCCAGUAAUGCCAUGGGCCAGGCUCCCCCUGGGCUCUACCAGCCACCAGCCACGAAGAAGACCUACAUCACUGACCCCGUGCUGGCCCCACAGCCGCCCGCCCUGCAGCAGAAGAGUGGGUAUCCAAGCUCUGGACCUGCAUCAAGCACUCCUGCCUUCAGGCCUGAGGAUGAGCUGGAACAUCUGACCAAGAAAAUGCUGUAUGACAUGGAGAAUCCUCCCUCUGAUGACUACUUUGGACGCUGUGCCCGCUGCGGGGAGAAUGUUGUUGGAGAAGGCACCGGUUGCACAGCCAUGGACCAAGUCUUCCACGUGGAGUGUUUCACCUGCAUAAUGUGCAACAACAAGCUGAGGGGACAGCCUUUCUAUGCCGUGGAGAAGAAAGCCUACUGUGAACCCUGCUACAUUAAUACACUGGAGCAGUGCAGUGUCUGUGCAAAGCCCAUCAUGGAGAGGAUCCUGCGAGCCACUGGGAAGGCUUACCACCCCCACUGCUUCACCUGUGUGAUGUGCCAUCGCAGCCUGGAUGGGAUCCCCUUCACUGUGGAUGCUGGUGGCAACAUCCACUGCAUCGAGGAUUUCCAUAAGAAAUUUGCCCCGAGGUGUUCUGUGUGUAAGGAGCCCAUCAUGCCAGCCCCAGGACAAGAGGAGACCGUGCGCAUUGUUGCCCUGGAUCGCGAUUUCCAUGUGCAGUGCUACCGCUGCGAGGACUGUGGUGGCCUGCUGUCUGAAGGGGACAAUCAGGGCUGUUACCCUCUGGAUGGGCACAUCCUGUGCAAGACCUGCAACUCUGCUCGGAUCCAGGCUCUGACUGCCAAGGCCAGCACUGACCUCUGAGUAUCAACUGUGACCCUCCCCAGGAUGCCCAUUGGGAUUUAUUGCACAAGCUUUGCAUGAUUUCUUUCCAGCUUAGGGUCUGAAUCUCUGUUAUUGAAAAAAAAAAGAAAACAAAAAAAAAGAAAACAAAAAAAAAAGUAAAACUGGAAGGCCUUGGAACAAGAGGGCUGUUUGAGAGGCCAUGUUCAGACUGCCUAUGACAGGCACCUAAUUUAGACACAACUGUUCAGGAGGGCAGUGAGUGAGUCAGAGCAGCUGGUGGAGUUAAGAGUCACAGCACCUAGGUUAUCUGCCUGUAGAAGGAGGUCUGAACAUGGUACUUACUAUGCUUCUGUGUUUGAUUCCUGUUUCUUAAGUACAUUAAGGUAGAGGGUGAAAGAUGGCUGAGGUAGUUAAUUUCUCCCAAGUUAUUUUGAGAACUUGACCAGCUCUCAUUGAAGUCAUGGGACUUCAAUGUCUGCUGGUGACUUCAAUAAGAUCUGUGUCACCACUAGAAGUAGUUCCACUGUGCUAGAAGGUGUGAGAGCAGACCAAGCAUUAACACAAACAAUGCAACUGCAACUGUUCUGCACCUGAGUGUAGGUGUGAUCUUGUAUCUCUGGGACACAGAUUGGUUAUUUCUUAGGCCCUUCCUUGUCUCCACUCCCUUCCAGUUCAAUAGGAUUUUUUUUUUACUCAUGAAAAUCUACUUAGCUAUUGCAUAAAUUUAUUCAGUAGUGAUGCUUCCAAUUCACAAUGUAUGAGUAAUCACAGAAAGAUGUGAGCUUGCACACACUGUACACUACACACACACUGUACACUACACACACACAGCAUGCUUUUGAUUUACCAGGGGCAUAAACCAGUCAUGUCCAUUGAGAAAAUCUUUAAGGGAUGUGGUGCUGGAAACACAUUUCUGAAAUCCCAGUGGUUAAAAAAAGAUUAAAAUGACUACAUAAACUUCAGUGCAAAGCGAUGCUCAAAAAAAUCUUACACCACUCUCUCAUACAGCCCAUUCUGGUGGGACCACUGGCAGUGUUGGUCUCUGGGGAGACAUCGAAGCAAUAAAGUCUUGUUACAUCUCCAGUUAUUGCAAUGGGAGGAUUUUCCUUCUACAGUAACAGGGAUUGAAUCGAGCUUUGGGAUGAUACAUAUUUCUCUGAUGUUAACACAUGUGAUCUGUAUUUUUCAAUUUAAAAAAUCAGAUCUUGUUUCAACAACAGCAAAAAAUAUCAUCCUAAGUACAUGUUCAGUUUUCAUCCUAAGAAAACUGAAGAAGGUAUUAAGCCCUUCACUAUGCCAUUCCAGAAAGCAGGCAAUUUUUUUCCUUUCCCAUUUUCAUUCCAGCCACUUAUAACUUGCUUCUGGUGAAAUUCAUGAGAGUAGAGUGCUGGGCCAGCAGCAGCAUUUUCAUCUUCAGUCCAGAAUUAAUAUAUAUGCCAAGGUAAAUAAAACUUGGGCAUAGAUAAUCCUUUUUUCCCAUGAUCGUGGGUUUAGAGAGCUUUUGGGUUUUUUUAGUUUGGUUAAUUAAAAACAAA
Molecule: messenger RNA, 6918 nt
Organism: Sturnus vulgaris (Common starling)
Lineage: Eukaryota; Metazoa; Chordata; Aves; Passeriformes; Sturnidae
Source: RefSeq, a predicted model, not a curated record